Messenger RNA from Angiostrongylus costaricensis, 233 nucleotides. Lineage: Eukaryota; Metazoa; Nematoda; Chromadorea; Rhabditida; Metastrongylidae. The record is from the annotation of a GenBank genome assembly.
AGGUUCCCAUUAUAUUCGGUUCUUUCCAGCGUCAGAGUGUAUUACUUCGUUGGUGCUUUCGCAACUCACCAUAGCUGUGGGCGUAGAGGUGUUCGUGGUUGUGGAACUGUAGCAUUUUUCCUUCCUCAAGUCGUGCUAACCUUAGACGAAAGCAGAAAAACGCGAAGUUUCCAAUAAAACGAUUCAAACCGUGCUACUACUCUCCGAUUCAGUGCCUCAUAAAACGGAGAUAG